AUGGCCAAGUCAAAAGCACCGCCCGGUGUACAAAACAGACACAUCUACACCCGAGCCUCGUAUCUUUACCAAGCUGCCGCCUUUCUCGCGACUGCUUCCUUGGAGUCGCCGCCACCGAGUCAGGCUGCGUCGGCCGCCCCUGACGACAAGCCCAAGGACUCAUCCUCAUCACCCUCUCCCACCUCAGCGGGCGACUCCUCCUCUACCUUAGGUGGCAGGGCCCUGCGCAACGCCUCGCGGCGCCUCCUCGGCGACAUGCGCGCAGUCACGCGCAAGGCGCUGAUACGACAGCGACCCGAGAUCAAGCGCACCGUGUGCCGGCGCUGCGACGCGCUGCUCAUCGAGGGCCGCACGUGCGACGCCGUGGUCGACAACGCGAGCCGCGGGGGGCGCAAACCCUGGGCCGACGUCCUCGUCGUCCGCUGCCGCGCGUGCGCCGGCGUCAGGCGGUAUCCUGUCGGCGAGCCCCGGGUGAAGCAGGUGCGCAAGGGCUUGCGGGCCAAAGCAGAUGCAGGCGCGCAACAAGUCGGGGCUUCUGGGCAAGAGACAAAAUGA
Molecule: messenger RNA, 555 nt
Organism: Cordyceps fumosorosea ARSEF 2679
Lineage: Eukaryota; Fungi; Ascomycota; Sordariomycetes; Hypocreales; Cordycipitaceae
Product: RNAse P, Rpr2/Rpp21 subunit
Exons: 1
Coding region: 1-555 (184 amino acids)
Biological process (GO): tRNA processing
Cellular component (GO): nucleolar ribonuclease P complex
Source: RefSeq, a predicted model, not a curated record